AUGCAGCCCUCUGGCUGGGCAGCAGCCAAGGAAGCGGCGGGCCGCGACGUGUUGGCUGCUGACCUGCGGUGCAGUCUCUUCGCCUCGGCCCUGCAGAGCUACAAACGAGACUCGGUGCUGCGGCCCUUCCCUGCAUUCUACGCCCGCCAAGACUGCAAGGACUUUGAGGCCCUGCUUGCAGAUGCCAGCAUGUUACCUAACCUGAAAGAACUUCUCCAGUCUUCCGGAGACAAAGACAAACGUGCCUGGGACCUGGUGAGCUGGAUUCUGUCAUCGAAGGCCCUGACAAUCCACAGUGCAGGGAAGGCAGAGUUCGAAAAGAUCCAAAAGCUGACGGGUGCCUCUCACAUGCCUGUCCCCACGCCGGACUUCCUGUUUGAAAUUGAGUAUUCUGACCCAGCCAACGCCAAAUUUUAUGAGACCAAAGGAGAACGAGACCUAAUCUACGCCUUCCACGGGAGCCGCCUAGAAAAUUUCCAUUCCAUCAUCCAUAAUGGCCUGCACUGCCACCUGAACAAGACAUCCUUGUUUGGGGAAGGGACCUACCUCACCAGUGACUUGAGCCUGGCCCUCAUUUACAGCCCCCAUGGCCAUGGGUGGCAGCACAGCCUCCUUGGCCCCCUCCUCAGCUGUGUGGCUGUGUGUGAGGUCAUUGACCACCCAGAUGUCAAGUGUCAAACCAAGAAAAAAGAUUCCAAGGAGAUAGAUCGCAGAAGAGCGAGAAUCAAGCAUAGUGAAGGAGGCGACAUCCCUCCAAAGUACUUUGUGGUCACCAAUAACCAGCUCCUGCGAGUGAAGUACCUGCUGGUAUACUCGCAGAAGCAGCCCAAGAGCAGGGCUUCCAGCCAGCUUUCCUGGUUUUCUAGCCAUUGGUUUAUGGUCAUGAUAUCCAUGUAUCUGCUGCUGCUGCUCAUAGUGAGUGCCAUCAACUCCUCUGCCUUCCAACACUUUUGGAAUCGUGCGAAGAGAUAA
This is a messenger RNA of Orycteropus afer afer, 972 nucleotides long. It is a transcript of the gene PARP16, whose product is annotated as poly(ADP-ribose) polymerase family member 16. The transcript has 7 exons. Gene Ontology annotation, molecular function: NAD+ poly-ADP-ribosyltransferase activity; protein serine/threonine kinase activator activity; kinase binding. The record is from RefSeq and is a predicted model, not a curated record. NCBI's taxonomy places the organism in Eukaryota, Metazoa, Chordata, Mammalia, Tubulidentata, Orycteropodidae. Gene Ontology annotation, biological process: endoplasmic reticulum unfolded protein response. Gene Ontology annotation, cellular component: endoplasmic reticulum tubular network; nuclear envelope; membrane. The coding region runs from base 1 to 972 and encodes 323 amino acids.